Venturia canescens is the source of this 2833-nucleotide messenger RNA. RefSeq names its product sodium-dependent neutral amino acid transporter B(0)AT3. Lineage: Eukaryota; Metazoa; Arthropoda; Insecta; Hymenoptera; Ichneumonidae. Gene Ontology annotation, biological process: sodium ion transmembrane transport. The record is from RefSeq and is a predicted model, not a curated record. The transcript is spliced from 13 exons. Gene Ontology annotation, cellular component: plasma membrane. The coding region runs from base 278 to 2479 and encodes 733 amino acids.
AGAGGGUGCCACAGUAGCUUACAGCUCCUCGUACCCCAAGGAGAGAAGUCCCUCGCGCGCUUCUUCGCUUUGCCCCCGCAGGAUGGAGUCCAAAGACGGAGGUGGCCCGCUAUUUUGAUCCCCCCCGGCGACGGUGACAGUCUGCGAACGAGGCCUACGAAUAGUCCCAUCCACGAUAAAGAAAAAAACCCCGUGAUUCGUGUUACGAUGUGCUAAGGAUUAGGCGUGCGAUAGCAGCAAGAAAAAAGCAGAAAAAGCGUUCACUACGACAAACGAAAUGGCGAACACGGCUCAUCUCGUCAGACGUCAGAGCUCCAGAGAUUUAAAACCCCAGAAAAGUGUCGAUCGCCUCGAGAUGAAAGAAAUGCGCGGCAGACUCGUCGUCGAAAGUCGCAAAAAUACAUCUUCCGUUAACUAUGGGGCAACUAACGCGGGCUUCGACGACUCCAGUCCUAAUACAAAGAACAAACCUGUGAGCGGGGUGGCAAGCGAAGUUGGGGGCAGCAAACUCGGAAGUAACGAGGGUAAAGGAAUAUUUCGGCCGGAGGCCGGUGAGGAUGAGCGCGAGAAUUGGGACAGCAAACUCACGUUCUUACUUGCGACAGUCGGGUAUGCAGUCGGUCUUGGUAAUGUUUGGAGAUUUCCUUAUCUCGCACAAAAGAACGGAGGUGGAGCUUUUCUUAUUCCGUAUUUCGUGAUGCUCGCGAUCGAGGGAAUACCGAUAUUUUAUUUGGAACUUGCCAUCGGUCAAAGAUUGCGGAAAGGUGCGAUCGGCGUCUGGAAUCAAGUGUCACCUUAUUUGGGCGGGAUUGGAAUAAGCAGCGCAGUAGUGUCCUUCAACGUAGCUCUGUAUUACAACACCAUCAUCGCUUGGUGUCUAUUUUACUUCGUUCAGAGCUUCCAGUCACAGUUGCCGUGGGCAGAAUGUCCGAACAAAUAUUUCCAGAACGGCUCGUACGCGCCAGAACCCGAAUGUGUGGAAAGCAGCCCGACGCAGUACUUUUGGUAUCGGACGACCUUAAUGAUUUCAAAGGACAUCAACACUCCAGAAGUAUUCAACUGGAAAAUUGCUCUGGCACUCGUGAUAGCAUGGAUCCUCGUUUACAUGUGUAUGAUAAAGGGAAUAGCGUCUUCCGGGAAGGUUGUCUACGUUACGGCAACGUUUCCUUAUCUCGUUUUGAUCAUCUUCUUCUUUCGAGGUGUGACACUACCAGGAAUGUCGGACGGUUUACGCCAUUUGUUCACUCCGAAGUGGCAUACAUUAACGGAUCCCGUUGUUUGGCUCGAAGCAGGCACACAAAUAUUCUUCUCGCUAGGACUCGCUUUUGGAGGCCUCAUUGCCUUUUCGUCCUACAAUCCUGUGAAUAAUAAUUGCUAUCGUGACGCCAUCAUGGUCAGCUUGACGAAUUGUUUCACCUCGAUGUUCGCUGGAAUUGUUGUGUUCUCCAUUAUCGGUUUUAAAGCCACCAUGGUCUAUGAAAAAUGUCUCGAGGAUAGAAACGCAACAUUGCUCGCAAUAUUCGGUCACGAGGACAAAAUCCCACUCGAGUUACCACCAGCUGGAGCACUCUUGAACUUCACCAACGGUAACGAGAGCUUGGAUAAUUUAAUCAUGCCAGAAAUGCCAGAGUGCGAUCUCGAAAAAGAACUUGACAACUCAGCCUCAGGAACUGGACUGGCCUUCAUCAUUUUUACAGAAGCUAUUAACCAAUUUCCUGGAGCACAAUUCUGGUCGGUCCUCUUCUUUCUCAUGCUUUUCACCCUCGGAAUCGAUUCACAGUUUGGUACCCUUGAAGGUGUCGUCACAAGUAUCGUCGAUAUGAAGCUAUUUCCAAAUUUACGAAAGGAAAUUCUCACAGGAGUAAUUUGCCUCGUUUGCUGCACAAUCUCCAUGACGUUUGCCCACGGGGCUGGCAGUUACGUGUUCGUUUUAUUCGACAAUUUCAGUGGCAACUUUCCACUGUUGAUAAUAGCUUUUUUCGAAUGCAUCGGAGUUUCAUACGUCUAUGGUUUAAAACGAUUCGCCGACGAUAUCGAAUUGAUGACUGGCAAUCGUCCCGGUUUGUAUUGGCUCAUAUGCUGGAAAUAUCUCAGCCCAUUGGCGAUGCUCAGUAUACUCGUUGCUUCGUUCUUCGAGAUCGUUCUCGAAGGAAGCGGAUAUCAGGCCUGGGUAUCGAGCAAAGGAGUCACUGAGAAACACGAAUGGCCUGUCUGGGCUAUUGUUCUCAUAGCCAUACUCAUUCUCGCCUCAGUCCUAUGGAUACCGGCUGUCGCUAUACUUAGAUAUUAUGGAAUUCCAGUGAUCGACGACAACGAGAAAGCCUGGUUUCCAGCAACGGAUCUCAAGGAGUUUCACGGUAUAGUGCCUCACGAAGUAACAACCGCAGAAACAUUAUUAUUUUGCAUAAGAAGCGAUGGUACCGAAGGUUUUUGUUGUCCUACGGGAGGUCCGAGCGAUGACGAUGACGAUCUCACCUAGAAAUACGUUGGUAAAUCUAGUUUAUUGACACCAGAUUAGGGGAAGGCCGAAUUUUUCCAACGAUUCUCUUAAUUCCACAGGAGCUUCCUUCUAUCAAUGGUAAAGUAUGAUUUUUUUCUAAAUAUAUGGUCGUCACCGUGCAAACUUGAAUUAUCUGACAAUUAAGGAGAUCGAUUCUUGCUCAGUAAUAUUUACGUUCGACAGAUCUAUAUUUGCGAUUAAUUUCGUCUGAUAGUAUAUUACACACCUAAUAGGGCAGGAAAAUAAGGAAAGUCAAAAUAAGGAAAGUGUUUGUCAGCCUCGGCUUCGCCUCGGCCGACAAUUACAUGUGGUCUGAGGCUUUACUUUUUCCUG